Molecule: messenger RNA, 2079 nt
Organism: Paraphaeosphaeria sporulosa
Lineage: Eukaryota; Fungi; Ascomycota; Dothideomycetes; Pleosporales; Didymosphaeriaceae
Product: FabD/lysophospholipase-like protein
Exons: 1
Coding region: 1-2079 (692 amino acids)
Biological process (GO): arachidonate metabolic process
Cellular component (GO): membrane
Source: RefSeq, a predicted model, not a curated record
AUGGAACUUUCGAGGGCGGAAAUAAACCCUCACGCGCCUCUGCGCUUGCUGUCACUCGAUGGUGGCGGCGUGCGAGGGUUGUCAAGCUUGAUGGUGUUGGAUGACUUGAUGGAAAGCAUCGCACAAGAAGAGAAGAGAUUGGGACGACGACUGAACAACGAUACAUCAGCACUUAAGCCAUGCGAUUAUUUCGACCUAAUUGGUGGCACGAGCACCGGCGGCAUCAUCGCUAUCCUCCUUUCGCGACUCCAACUCGAUUGCAAGCAAUGCAUCAAUAUCUAUACGAAGCUCGCCGAGCAAAUAUUCAAGAAUGACAGAUCGAUCAAAAUGUUUGGAGCGAAGAUACCGACUGGGGCAAGUCGAUUUUCUGGAGUGGUCUUAGAAAAUGCCAUUAAGCAAGCUCUCGUUGACCUAGGCUACGAUCAGGAUGAGUUGAUGUGGGACGAUUCGCUGUUUGAAGAGUUGCCAGAGAGCGAACUCCCUCGCGAUAGCAUUUGGUCUGAUACCGUGCCGGACAUUGUCACAGAAAGUCCUGUCGGAACGUUGAAGAAUGCGCCAGGUGUACUACCACAGACUAAUGGUGUACUGUCGCCGCCGCCUAGCAACAUUGCAGACGAGCAGCGACCUUUACUCUCAGCAACCGACAGAAACAACCCAUUCACUAAUUCAACACCUUGCAGAAGCGACACCUGGAAACUUAAGCCCAGACUCAGCGUCCAUAAGAGAAAGAAUGCGAAGGGCUGCAGAGGUUUCGUCCUUACAUCACUGAAGCAAGCGUUGGGGUUGCCCAGAAUUCUAUCGACAUAUGAUCCCAAUGAUCGAACAACAAAGAUCUGGGAAGCUUUACGAGCAACCUCGGCAGCGCCGACAUUCUUUGAAGAGAUGCAGUUCGGCACACCCAAAGUCACUUAUCUGGACGGUGGUGUGGGUUUCAACAACCCUUGCGCAGAGGUGGAUUACGCAGCCAAAGCAUUGUGGGAGGGACGACCGAUUGGUGUCAUUGUUUCAGUUGGAACUGGUCUCCAGUCGAUCCCUAGCGUUGGCAACGUUGGCUCAUGGUUGCCAUUCGGGUUAGGGACGGAUAUUGCGCUAGUCUCUGCCCUGGCAGGAAUGGCGACUAGUACCCAGAGAGUUGACAACGAGAUGAAGAGGAUGUACUACAACACAUCGACGAGGUACUAUCGCUUUGACGUCGAUCGCGGCCUCGCCAAUGUAAGCCUAGAACAGUGGAUGAAGGAAGACGAGAUGGCAGCACUCACAGAACAAUACAUGCGCGAUGCAAAGCAGCUACGAACUGCGCGACAGUUGGGCGAGCUGAUGGCUAAGCUCUCAGCUUUACCUCCGAAAUUUGAGAUUGGCGCUACCCACUUUCGAGUUGGCAUGGACGGUCGUGGACUCAUCGAUCAGUCCUUCCAACUAGUCCAAGUCGACUUCAAGACCGGUCUUCCUCUGGGGGUUGUAAGUACUAUGGAGCACCAAUCGCAACUAAGCCACUUCCGCGAUACAUCGCCCUCCGGCGAGGGCGGGAUGGCCGUCAGCGAUGGCAAGUUAAGGCGCAUAUUUCCCGUGGCGGAAGAUCUCGAUCACGACGGCCGGCGAGAAGAAGCAGCAGUGUACCAGUGCAUCAACGCCGAGAACAUAUGCUUGCGCACCAUCAAGACUGGCAUUCCCCAGGGGCGCUACCGCGUUCAAUUCAUCGUCUCGUUCCAAAAAUCGGUGCACACGCCGCCUCACGAUCUAGUCUUCUCCGUUGGCAAGCCAUUUGACGCAACAACGUUCGCGCAGCGUUAUGUUGAUGCGAACAUCACACCCGAUGUGGUACCAGUGCUUCUUCAUCCUGAUGCAGUCAGAGUACGUGUAGGCAAAAGAAUAUACAAUGAAAACGUCGGAAAGAUGUGGAUGGAGAUCGAAGGUGACGUUGAGGUCAGUGUGGGCCUUGAUGGGGCGCUGGGAUUCAUCGUGAGUCGGAAGUUCGAAGAAGGUGUUGCUAUUGACGGGUGGACUUUUGGAGGUGUACGCUUGGAGCCUGUGUUUGGAAAGCCUGGAGAUCUGUUGACAAGGACACUGUCGUAUCGGUAG